Lactuca virosa is the source of this 735-nucleotide messenger RNA. NCBI's taxonomy places the organism in Eukaryota, Viridiplantae, Streptophyta, Magnoliopsida, Asterales, Asteraceae. The record is from the annotation of a GenBank genome assembly.
AUGUCCAACGUUCGAGCAUUAUGGCAAGCUUCUUUAACUUGCACUAAAAGAGCUCUCUCGUGGAAUGUCAAUGACAUGUUUCCUCUUAGCGAGAGAUUUAUAUACAACUUUAAUUCCAAAGAAGAGCUUAAAAAAUGGCAUUUAUAUUCAGUUUCUGAAUAUGGAGAAUUGGAAAUCACUGAUGCUGGAAAUCAACAGAGUGGUGACAACACUGGAGUAUUCUCUGGGAAUCUUUCUCAAGAUGUUACUGAUAGUACAAAAUGGAAUAUUAGCCGGAGAGGAUUUUGCGGAAUGAGACCCCUACGAUACCGUAGCACUAAAAAUCAGAGGAUAUGGGAGGAGUUAUAUAUCUACUAUUUACACCGAAAAUUGAGUGAAUUCUCCUGGACAAAUGGAAAAAAAUUCAUGGCAAGCUUUUGUAUUCCGUUGGCGCAUUACCUUCGAACAUGGAGAUGGAAUGUAAUUGAGGUGGAUAUAGAAAUUAAUCCAUCAAGAGUUGUUGGAAUUGUAUUCUUUGUGAAUGCUGAAGGUGGUGUACCUGGUGGACAAACUGGCCCAGGUGUUGAUGUUUUCUUGUCUGGAUACGUUUUUCACUUGAAGAUUUUGCAUGAGAGAGACCUAGGCUUGUUAAAUGGACAAUCUGAAAGUUAUCAAGUAAAGAGAGUUUCCUCAAAGGUAGCAAGGAAAGAAUUAAGAAAGUUGAAGCUGGUGAGUAGAUUUUCUGUGAAAAACUAA